This is a messenger RNA of Chironomus riparius, 3301 nucleotides long. The record is from the annotation of a GenBank genome assembly. NCBI's taxonomy places the organism in Eukaryota, Metazoa, Arthropoda, Insecta, Diptera, Chironomidae.
UUGGUGCAUAAUCUUCGGUUUUUAAAUAAUUAAGUUAUUAUCGAGUAUUAAUGUUCUAAAUACUCACAUUUAGCUAGUUAAAGGUUAAAAUAAUGAAGAAAGAAGAUAAAAAUGAAAAGGAUGACGAUAAUAAGCGAAAUCGACGACCUUUUGCAACUGGAAGCAAGCCAGGACCUGAUGAGCUGGAUCAUUAUUUAGAAGAGCGUGGAUUUUAUAGGAAACAUGUUGCACGUGAUGCAAGCUCACUUUUUCGUGUUGUUUCCGAGCAAGUCUUUGACAUCCAGAACUAUCAUGAUAGAGUUCGUCAAGAUGUUGCUACAUUUAUGGAAUUAAACAUUAAGGAUUAUGCAAACGAAGUUGAUAAGAAUUUUUACAAUUAUGUCAGUAAUUUGCGACGAAAUCGUACUUAUGGAACGCUUUUGGAACUACGAGUUAUUGCCCGAAUGUACAAACGAAAUAUUAUCUUAUUCGAGCCAAAUCAAAAUAUGGAAACGUUACAUCGAGAUUUCAUCAAGGACGAUGAUUAUAACGCAAAGGAACCGAUUCGCGUUUUCUAUUCACACAAAGAUAAGCAUUUUGAUACAAUUUAUCCAAUGGAAACUGUUGAAAGUCUUGCUGAAUGUCAAUCAAUCGUUUAUGAUAUUCUUUAUACCAACGUUUUUAAACUUCCUGAUGUAAAAUAUGCUGUUGAAAGAAUGCUACAUGAUCAAGAAGAGCAAUUAACUUUGCCACUAGAAGAAGAUCCAAACAAGUAUAAGAAUGCUAAUGGUGAUAUUAUCGAAUUUGAUGGACAUGAAGUGACUAAUUGCGUAUUGAAGGAUCCACGAACUUGUCAUUUCCAUAAUCAGGAAGAUUUCGAUGAUGUCGUCAAUGAAAAUAAGGAUGCAAUAACUAUUAUUAAUCGCAGUGAUGAUCCAGGAAAGUUGAAGAUUUUUAAGCCAGUCGAUGGAUUCUUGUACAAGAGUGAUAAGUCAUGCGUUCGUCAAUUACUUGAUGAGAAAAUCACUCCAUUUCCAUAUAAAGUCGCUAAAGCAUUAGAUCCAAGCAUUUAUCGAAAUACUGAAUUUGAAUUGUGGAGUGAAAAUCGUAAGGAACAGCGUAUGAAGUGGUUUGAUACUAACGGAUUGCCAAUUCGUGAAAAUGAUGAGCGUCACUGGUCGUAUUAUGGAGAUUUUGACAAGAAUCGUCGCUAUGACUCAAUGAAAUAUUCAUUUCAUGAUCCAAUGAUGAAGGGUGACUCAAUUUUGGGACUUGAUGAUGAUGGAAAGAAGAAAUUUAUCAUGUCAAAUGAUGAUUAUAAGUUUGGGCAGUUGACAAACUAUGAUAAUUUUCAGCCACCAAGAAGUGCUUUAGAACCGAUUAUUAUGCCUGUUCAUAUUCAACAUCAUCGUGGUAACUUCCGAGGAAAUAAUCGUCGCUAUAAUAAUCGUGGAUUUAACAACAAUCAUCAUAACAACAUGCAUUAUAAUAAUCAGAAUCAUCAUCAACCAAAUAACAAUAAUAUGAAUUAUGUUGGCGAUAUUGAGCGUGAAAAUAUGCAGUAUAAUAAUGAAGCAGAGCAAAGUUAUGCUCCACCGCAAAACCAACCACCACCUCCUCCGAUCUUCCAAGAAAUGCCUGCAAAUUAUCAAUUUGUCCCUUAUGAUCAACAAUCUCCACCUCCAAUGUAUCAGCCAACUUCGCAAUAUCAAUACAUCCCGACUAGUCCAUAUCAACAGCCAAUUCCAGCUGUUCAAUAUCAACCACCGAUGGUUCCUUACUCUUAUCCUCAACCAGCAUUGAUUUCUUAUCAACAGCCUCAACCAGCAAAUCAAGUUGUUCAUCAUGGUAACGAGCCAAGUGAUAAUAAUGCUCGCGAUUCCUUGAACUUGAUCCGUGACAAUGAACUUAAUUCGCCAAUUAAUUGGUCACCACAAGAAAGCAUUGAUAUGAAUGGAAAUGAUUUGCCAUUAAAUGACCUCGCAACUAUGCAAUUCUAUUAUAAUCUUGGUGUUCGAUAUUUCUUUGCUUCUGGAAUAUCUCGUCGUUUGGAAAAUGUCGCUAAUCAGCUUGAAAGCUUGGACAUUAAUGCUAGUAAUCAACAUCAAGAUACACCGCCAGUUCCAGUUAAUACACCCGUUUCGACAAAGCCAAGUACAUCUGGACAAUCAGGACAUCGUUAUCAGCACAACAACAAUAAUAAUAAUAAUAUGAAUAAUAAUCGUCGAGUUUUCCAUAAUUCGCAAUCCAAUGGUGGGAAUAAAGAUAAAGGACGCUUUCAGCAUAAUCAUCAACGUAAGGAAAUUCAAUUUAAUUCAAAUGUUAAGAAUGUACACAAAGCUGAUCAAAAUAAAGCUAGUACAAGUCAAGUUUCGGCUCAGAACUCGUCAGGUAAUGUUGGAUCUACGCAGUCAUCCAAUAAUAUUGAAAGGACAUCAUCAGCUAUGACAUCGUCUUCCUCUUUAGGUUUAAUUACUAAUUUACAGAUUUCUCCUAUCUCACCUCCUUCAGCUGAACCACAGAUGCAAAAUCAAGAACAACAAGUCCAGCAAAUGGUUCAAAUGCAAACUCCACAAAUGCAAUAUUAUCAGCAAUAUCCACAACAAAGUAUGAUUCCCCAACAACCAUUAAUCUGCUAUCAAACUGAAAACGGCGAAUUGAUGCCUUUGACUCCUGCUCAGCCAAUUUAUUAUAGCUAUCAACCAGCUCCGCAUGCACCAGUUUACUUUCAACCGCAAACUCAAAUAUUGGACGGUACUGUUAACAGCUCUGAUUCUGGUAUUGUCGAUUUCUCAGCAUAUGCAUACCAACAGUCUGCAUAUCCAAUAAUUUAUCAACCUCAAACACCAAUCUAUUAUCCGCAAACACCAAUAAUUCAGGCACAACACAUUGCUACAACUCCACAAAUGGCUCCAGUUUAUCCAGUUGCAUUUAAUGGAACUCCAAUGCCACAACAAGCUGUGCAAGACACUGUUUUACAACAGACAAAUGAGCCGAUUUCAACAGGUUUGAAUGAAACUUCAAAUACAAAUGCUAACAACGCAAAUUCAUCAAAUUAAGCAGCUUUCCAUUUUAUGAUUACUUUUUUGUGCACUUUAUUGCCUUAAUUUGAAUUUUUUUCACAAAUUUAUUAGGAUAUAUCCUUAAUCAUUUUACAAGAAGUAUGAAAUAUCAUGAAAUCUAAAAAAAACUUUUAUUAUGGUAGGUAUAAAUCCAAGACUUUAGUCGACCAUAACUAUUUUUUAUAUGAACUUUAUAUAUUAAUAUCAUGAAGAUGUAAUCACUGAACUAUUAAAUAACAUUGAAUAAAAAUAAAUUCUGA